AUGCCUGAUCCAGCCAACCUGCCUCCGGAGCUCUUUGAGCAAAUCCUUGCUACCACCCUCCGCGACCGCGCAUACAAUAACGCCGAGCACAGCCGCGGCUUCAACGUCGGAACAGACAUUCACCAAUCCAGCCAGCUAAUGACGGUCAGCCGCGCAUGGUAUGACAUUAUUAGGGCGCGUCUAUACUCACAAUGGUCUUAUAAUGGUGCGCGGAAUUCCCGCCAGUACCUGUGGCGCUUUGUACGGACGAUUCUGUCCCGCCCGUGUCUCGCUGAGAGCGUGCGAGCGAUUAAUGUGGGGAACUGGGGGUUCUAUCCGGACGUUCUAAAGGCUGACCCUGCCGCUGCGGAUAAUGUUGUCAUACUUUCAGACGAGGAUGUAAACCUCAUGCGGACAAGGCUCCGCUUAGCACUGCAUGGCACCCCGAAUGUGGAUGCGCUGGAGGCAAAGAUCCUGAAUCCCGAAGCACUUGCCAAUCGCGAUUGCAUGCCGCUGGUUAUAUUGCUGUUAAUAUGUCUCCCAAAUCUGUUGGUACUUUAUAUGCAUCUUCCAGAGACUGAUCUGAUGGGCCAUGUCUUCAAGGAAAUACUGCGCUGCCACGAGAACGGGAGCCCGCUGCCUUGUCUGCGCCACCUGGCUCACGUUCAUCUACUGGGCGAGGUCAAGCCCGCGGCGCCUGACGCACCUUGGUCACCCAUAGUGUCUCGGCCAGCUUUGAAGCUGCGUGAUUUCUGGCCAUGUCUGUGGUUUCCGAGUCUUCGCACCCUCGCUCUUUAUGACCUAGAUCCAGAGGGGGCCGCAUCUCUUCUUGAACACCAACAUCAGAGAGGGAAGAUAUGUCAAGUUGAAGAACUGCGGCUCGUUAUAAGCGCCGGAUCCGCGUCUACAGGCUGUGAUAUCCAAGCACUUCUCUCUUUGGUACCGUCGCUGACUCGCUUGUCCUUGAACUGGGACCAGAGCGAGUUCUCGAUUCCGGACUUGUGGAAUGCUCUGCAACAUCACCGGGACACUCUUGAGGAGCUUGACCUUUAUUACACUGCAUCUCAUCUGGACGAUCGUCCCCCAUCUCCCUUUGGCUCCUUGCAGGAGUUUUCGCAAUUAAAACGCCUUGACAUCCAGACGUAUGUCCUAUAUGGCAUGACCAAUGAGUGGUUGUCAUCACAACACAUAGCAGAGACACUACCAGAGAGCAUAGAUACUCUAGUUCUUAAUCUUGACUGGGCUGACAAAAAAGCUCCUGACUCCUUGGCUAGCUUCGUGGCGACUGAGGUCACUUUUCUUAUGGCGCAGCGACGACGCCCCCUAAAACUGCUUGGUCUGAAAGACGGGGACGCCGAGGGAUCUCGGGGCACCUUCUACUACUGGAAGCAUAGAGCCGCGCAGAGCGGUAACCAAGAGGAGCUUGAGCGCGCUGGCCCAGAGCCAUACCCUGGCAUCUGGGCGGCAUGCACAGCCGCCAACACUCAAUUACGCAUUGGGGGCCGCCUUUGUCUGGAUCCAGCUUUCAACACACAUUGUCACUACCACCGCGGCGGUGCCUGUACCAUGCUCUGGCGCAAAACCUGGGACAUGCGAAAAGAUGGCUUGGGGCGCAGCAGGAUGUUUCUGGAUCGCCUCCCACAACCCGUCAGGGGCCAUGGCAGGGGAUGGCAGCAAUUCUCUCAACAAACACACACCGUCCCAUUUACCGACCACGCCGGGAACCCGGCUUUGAUGGUGUUUCAAAACCCACCGCAAAUCAUGUACUCGACGCUUCCACCGCUAUUUCCCUUUGUGCUCUACCUCACCCACCCAAACGCAGGCCCAAGCCCGUCGCAAGCCGAGGCACUCGUGGCCCUCUACAACAUCUUCGAUAACUCCCACCUGGGCUCCGACUUCCCCUUCCGCCUGGAUGUCUAUUUCAUGCCAGCGGGGAGGGAAGCGGACUGCAAGGCGCACUACCUUGCGGAACGGACCUCGCGCCUGGAUAUCGGGAUGGUCCUGAAGUUGUACCGGCGGCUAGAAUUCAGAUACACGCGCCGAGAAGACAAGCUCCGGUGGGGCCAGCCGAUCCUGCGAAAUCUGUCGCGGCUCCGGCCCCCUGUGGGACGUCUCCCCGGCAUGCAGCAUGAAUUCCCGGAUCUGGAGCCGUACAAGGCGUUCCUACUUAUCAGCGCCGACGAGGACUGGCGGGACGGCGAGCAGCGCAUCUCGUGCGUCAAGUUUGAUCUCGCGGGUUCGAGUGCUGAGGAUCGCGAGCGGGUUGCAGCCCAGUAUAUGGACGUUAGCGACGAUGAAGAUGACGCUCGCCCUCUCCUGGAGGAGCCCGAGGAUGAAGAAGCACUCGAUCCUUCGGAUGCUGGUUUCAACGAGGAUGGGCAAGAGGGAGAAGAAAAUCUCGAGGCCGACGGAGAAGAGGAAGUCGAGGUGCCCGAGGAAGACAUUGAAACCAACGAUGAAGAAAAAGAGGAAGCCAUCGACCACCCUGGUAGCAUCACGCAGUCCGUCCGCAUCUCGGAAGACAGUCCGCGGACUGAGAGGGCCAGCAACGACAAGGUCCUCGGAGACUGGCUAAGAAGGGCAGUCGGUUCUAUUCCGGAAAUUCCAGGGUAUCAGCUCGACACGGAGCAAAUCAGGGCUGCGGAGAUGGGGUGGUCGAAUUGGUAA
Messenger RNA from Aspergillus calidoustus, 2646 nucleotides. NCBI's taxonomy places the organism in Eukaryota, Fungi, Ascomycota, Eurotiomycetes, Eurotiales, Aspergillaceae. The record is from the annotation of a GenBank genome assembly.